AUGUCUCACGUCGACAUCUUGUUCAACCAGUUGCAGAAGAGAAAAACCGAGCCAGCGCAAGUUAAAACGGCUAUCGAUAACUUUGAAAUAUGUAUUGUCGAUGUGAGAAAUAAAAUUGAUGACAUAAUAAAUGACGCCAAAGGUAUUUGCACUGAACCCCAAGGCAACAAAAGGAGACGACGUAAUAAUAAAAGUCACGAUCACCGAGUUGCUGCAUUAGAAGUACGCGACAAUAUAGUGAAUUCUGCAAAUGACAGAUUUCAAUUCAAAGAUCAUUUGGUAGCCGCAUCCCUUUUUUCCCCGAACACUUUGGAGAAUACUGUGGUAAGUUUCCUGAUGACAAGUUGGAAACUACCUGCUUGGCUUAUCCCGAAUUAG
Molecule: messenger RNA, 378 nt
Organism: Acanthoscelides obtectus
Lineage: Eukaryota; Metazoa; Arthropoda; Insecta; Coleoptera; Chrysomelidae
Source: the annotation of a GenBank genome assembly